Messenger RNA from Cynara cardunculus var. scolymus (artichoke), 1401 nucleotides. RefSeq names its product protein UPSTREAM OF FLC-like. The transcript has 3 exons. Bases 21 to 1226 code for a protein of 401 amino acids. The record is from RefSeq and is a predicted model, not a curated record. NCBI's taxonomy places the organism in Eukaryota, Viridiplantae, Streptophyta, Magnoliopsida, Asterales, Asteraceae.
UUGCAGAAACAAGAAUUUCUAUGGAGGCGAUUUCAAGGUCCGGGAGGACCACGACGGAGCUACAUCACAUGUCUAAGAAGUGGAAGGAUCCUAGAACUGCAGAACGCAGCCCUGAACACACCAAAGUAUGGACAGAACCUCCUUCCAACAACAAUAAACCACGGAGAGUCCCCGUCGUUUACUAUCUCACAAGGAACGGUAACCUCGAACAUCCUCAUUUCAUCGAGGUUCCUCUCUCCUCUUCCUCCGACGGCCUUUAUCUCCGAGAUGUAAUCGAUCGCCUCAAUUCUCUACGAGGAAAAGGAAUGGCAGCAUUGUACUCGUGGUCUUCCAAAAGGAGUUAUAAGAAUGGAUUUGUAUGGCACGAUUUGGCAGAGAAUGAUUACAUUUAUCCGGCGCAUGGCCAAGAGUACGUUCUGAAAGGAUCAGAGCUCGUUGUUGCUGGAGGAUCCGUAUUGACCUCCAAAUCUGAGGCACAAAUAUCGAAGAAUUCUUUGUCGCCGGACUCUGAAAAAUCCGGCGACGAUGAUUUUCCGGUUGUUAGGCGUAGGCGGAAUCAGUCAUGGAGCGCAAUCGAUCUUCACGAAUAUAAAGUCUACACAGGAGACUCCUCCGGCGGUAAAGUCGCAGCCGACGCCUCCACUCAAACUGACGACAAACGCCGUCGCCGGAGAACAAUGAUCAGAGAAGAAGAAGAAAUCAAAGAAGAAGAGGAAACAAAAGUAACGUUUCACGAAAACGAGAGCUCAGAGCUGAGCAGAGAAGAGAUUUCACCACCGCCGUCCGAUUCAAGCCCCGAAACCCUAGAGUCACUGAUGAAAGCCGAUGGUAAGCUAAUCCUACGGCCAGAAACAGAAGAUCACAACCGAAACGUGAAUGGAACAAGCAACAACAACAAGAUUAAAGCAUCAUCGGUGCUGAUGCAGCUGAUCUCGUGCGGCUCGAUAUCGUUCCGUGAUUGUGGGCCGGGAGCAUACGGAAAAGACAACCCGGGUUUUUCGUUGAUUUCACAUUACAAGUCAAGGAUGCUGCCACGUGGGGUGGGGGUAAGGAACAACGCAGAGGACGCGACGGUGGAGGACGCUGUCGUUUUGAGGAAAAACCGAAGAAUUAAAAAACAUACAGUGACAGAGGAUAAAGAAUAUUUCAGUGGGAGUUUAAUAGAGACAAAAAAGGAGGAAUUUCCAGCUCUAAAGCGAUCUAAUUCCUACACUGGAAACCGGUAAAUUUCGAAAUUUCACCCCAGUAAAAAUGGAAUUUAUUACCUUUCCUUAUAUGAACUAAUCUGGACAUCGGAAUAUGCUUAGAGACUAUCCAUUCAAACUAGAUUCAAAUAUAUGUGAAAUAUAUUUAAUGUAAAAUGAUUCAGAGUAGAUAAAAGCUUUUUUUAAGCAUUAUUCA